AUGUUUCGACUCUUGCUUAAACAAAGAAUGUCCACGAAAGCUUCACCAUUUAAAGCAAAAGUAACUGCAGUUGAGUCCUUGACACAAGGGAAAUGGAUACAAACUCGUAAAAUCAAAUACAAUGACCCCAAUGGGAAUCUGAGGGAAUGGGAAAUGGCCGUUAGAACUACUAGAUCAGACACAACCAAUAUUGAUGCUGUUUCUAUUGUAUCGAUCUUGCACCAUACUGAUAAGCCUAAGGAAAUCGUAUUGGUGCAGCAAUUUCGCCCACCGACUGAAAGAGUGGUGAUUGAGUUGCCAGCUGGGUUAAUUGAUCCAAAUGAAAGCGUUGAAACAACAGCCGUUAGGGAAUUGCAAGAGGAAACGGGCUACCAUGGUGAAUUUCGUAAACAAUCACCUGUAAUAUAUAGUGACCCAGGUUUAACAAACGCAAAUAUGGUGUUGGCAUAUGUCGACAUUGAUUUGCAAAACCCAAAGAAUUGCGAUCCAAAGCCAAAACUAGAAGAGUCUGAAUUCAUAACUACGUUCAGCUUGCCUUUGAACAAUUUGCGUAAAAGUUUAGAUGAAAUAGCACAACGGGAAAAUUGCACUGUAGAUGCCAGAUUGUACCAUUUCGCAAUGGGCUUAGAGUUGGCAAAGACCCAAUUAUAG
Molecule: messenger RNA, 651 nt
Organism: Lodderomyces oxycetoniae
Lineage: Eukaryota; Fungi; Ascomycota; Pichiomycetes; Serinales; Debaryomycetaceae
Gene: YSA1
Product: ADP-ribose diphosphatase
Exons: 1
Coding region: 1-651 (216 amino acids)
Biological process (GO): nucleoside phosphate metabolic process; ribose phosphate metabolic process
Cellular component (GO): cytosol; nucleus
Molecular function (GO): ADP-ribose diphosphatase activity
Source: RefSeq, a predicted model, not a curated record